Molecule: messenger RNA, 752 nt
Organism: Drosophila grimshawi
Lineage: Eukaryota; Metazoa; Arthropoda; Insecta; Diptera; Drosophilidae
Gene: Naa20A
Product: N-alpha-acetyltransferase 20
Exons: 6
Coding region: 74-616 (180 amino acids)
Biological process (GO): N-terminal peptidyl-methionine acetylation
Cellular component (GO): NatB complex
Molecular function (GO): protein-N-terminal amino-acid acetyltransferase activity
Source: RefSeq, a predicted model, not a curated record
UGUACAAUUUAUAGACUGUGACGAGAGCGAAACCGGUGUUUAUUAUUAAACUAUUCAAAAUUCAAAAACUAAAAUGACUACGCUACGGCCAUUCACCUGCGACGACCUCUUCAAAUUUAACAAUGUGAAUUUCGAUCCACUUACGGAGACAUACGGGCUCUCCUUCUACACGCAAUAUCUGGCCAAGUGGCCGGAAUACUUUCAGCUUGCCGAAUCUCCCAGCGGUCACAUUAUGGGAUACAUUAUGGGAAAGGUUGAGGGCCAUAUGGAUAAUUGGCAUGGUCAUGUUACGGCUCUCACAGUUUCGCCGGACUACAGACGACUGGGUCUAGCAGCGCUCCUGAUGAACUUCCUAGAAGACAUAUCGGAAAAGAAGCGUGCCUAUUUUGUAGACCUGUUUGUGCGUAAGAGCAAUAAGGUGGCCAUCAAUAUGUAUACAAAUCUGGGCUAUAUCAUAUACCGAACUAUACUCGAGUACUACUCGGGCGAUCAGGAUGAGGAUGCAUAUGAUAUGCGAAAGGCGCUGUCUCGAGACGUUAGCAAGAAAUCGGUUAUACCGUACACACAGCCAAUUACAAUGCGCGAAUUGCGCAACCAAAUGAGGCACGAGUGUUAACAGGAUUCCCCGAUGGAAGCCCAUUUAGAUAUAUUGUACUUAUGAUAGAAUACAAGUUCUUUUUCUUUUAUUUCGAAAAGGAAUACAAAUAAUACAUGUAUCUACAGUGAAUCAAUAAAUUUACAUUUUUAAAUAC